UUAUGUACGGGCAAUCGAUUUGUUUUGUAGAGGACUAUGCCUAUCUUUUCACUUCUCUUUCUCAUGAUAGGUUCACGGUAUUGUAAAGCAGAAAAUUCGCCUCUUGUUCUAGUACCUGGUCUGCUGGGCAGUCAGUUGGAGGCGAAACUAGACAGAUCGAGCGUAAUUCACAGUUACUGUGAUAAGAAAAGUAGUUGGUAUACACUUUGGUUGAGUGUGGAGGAGCUAGUACCUUUUGUAAUCAACUGUUUCGUUGACAAUUCAAGGUUGGUUUACAACAAUAAAACAAGCAAUUUCAGCAAUGUCCCAGGAGUUUCAAUUCGAGUCCCUGGAUUUGGCAACACGUCGACUAUUGAAUACUUGGAUCCUUCAGUUGAAGGCAGUGGAGUGGGAGAUUAUUUUAACAAACUUGUGAGUGCAAUGAAGACAAUAGGUUACAAACCUGGCAUCUCAAUAAGAGGAGCACCCUAUGACUGGAGACAAGCACCGCAGUUUAUGCCACAGUUAUACACCAACUUGCAGCAUCUCAUAGAAGAAACUUACAGCCUAAACAACAAGAAGAAAAUUGUGUUGCUUUCCCACAGUCUUGGAUGUCUUCACACUCUUUACUUUCUUACCCAUGCUGUCUCAUCUCAAUGGAAAGCACAGUAUCUCAGAUUCUGGAUUCCAAUUGCUGGUCCUUGGGCAGGAAGUGCCCAGUUAUUGAAGAGUUUUGCAUCAGGAGGCAAUGAAGACAUUGUAUUUGUUGAUCCUCUUACUGUUCGACCGCAACAGAGGUCAUUUCCAUCAACAGCAUGGUUGGUACCAACACCAUCAGUAUGGAAUAAAUCCCCAGUCAUUAUCACUCCAAACCGGAACUUUACAGUUACCGAGUAUCAUGACUUCUUUCAAGCUGUUGGCUAUCCUUUUGGAGAGGUUAUGGUAAACAUGGUAUCAAACAUUACUCAGUCUCUACCAUUGCCUGGUGUUCCAGUAUACUGUGUGCAUGGCUACAAUGUGAGCACUCCAAGUCAGUUUGUUUAUGACGAUCAGUUUCCAAACUCUCAGCCAACAAUACUAAAUGGAAACGGCGAUGGGACCGUCAAUCUAGAGAGUCUUGUGUUGUGUAAGAACUGGGAAAGGAAACAGAAAGGUAAGGUGAUUGUCACCGUUGUCCCAAAUGUCAAACAUUUUGAUCUUGUCUCCAAUGAUGAUGUCAUUAAGUAUGUCCAAACAUUGGUAAAACUAUAACAUCUCUACUAAAAGAUAUUCAUUACGUUUACAGUAGUUUUUCAUGAAUGUGUUGCCGUAGUUGAAAGCUGUGCACUACCUUGGAGUAUGAAGAUACAGAAGCCGUGUGUUUAUGCUUUGCACUUGUGUUAAUUAAACCAGACCAUG
This is a messenger RNA of Corticium candelabrum, 1377 nucleotides long. RefSeq names its product phospholipase A2 group XV-like. Bases 37 to 1230 code for a protein of 397 amino acids. The record is from RefSeq and is a predicted model, not a curated record. The transcript is spliced from 4 exons. Lineage: Eukaryota; Metazoa; Porifera; Homoscleromorpha; Homosclerophorida; Plakinidae. Gene Ontology annotation, biological process: lipid metabolic process.